Messenger RNA from Anas platyrhynchos (mallard), 4642 nucleotides. RefSeq names its product LIM domain containing 1 (gene LIMD1). Lineage: Eukaryota; Metazoa; Chordata; Aves; Anseriformes; Anatidae. Gene Ontology annotation, molecular function: transcription corepressor activity. The record is from RefSeq and is a predicted model, not a curated record. Gene Ontology annotation, biological process: cytoskeleton organization; response to hypoxia; regulation of DNA-templated transcription. Gene Ontology annotation, cellular component: transcription regulator complex; adherens junction; P-body.
CGGCAGCGGCGGGAGGGACCGGCAGGGACCGGCAGGGACCGGGAGGCAGCGGGGGCACAGCCCCGGCCCCGCCGCCACACGCAGCCCCCAGCCCCCGGCCCCCAGCCCCCGGCCCCGCCGUGCUGCGGUGCCUCCCCCCCCGGCGGCAGCUCCGCGGGCAGAGGGGGAAAAAAAGAAAAAAAAAAAGAAGAAAAAGGAAAAAAAAAAGAAAAGAAAGGGAAGAAAAAAAAAUCAACCACCAAACUUCUUCUGCCGGGCAAGAUGGACAAGUACGACGACCUGGGCCUGGAGGCCAGCAAGUUCAUCGAGGACCUCAACAUGUACGAGGCCUCCAAGGACGGGCUCUUUCGGGUGGACAGAGCGGCCGGCAACAACCCCGAGUUCGAGGAGACCCGCCGGGUCUUCGCCACCAAGAUGGCCAAGAUCCACCUCCAGCAGCAGCAGCAGCAGCAGCAGCAGGAGGAGAUGCUGCUGGCAGCCGCCUCGCUCAACGGCGGGGCCGGCUCGGGCACCCCACAGCCACGGCCCGGCAUGCCGGCACCCCGCGGUGCCCAGCCGGGGGGCAGCGGCGGUGCCAAGCCGCCCUUGGCCUCCGCCACCGGCCCCCAGCCCCAAAUGGUGGCUGAGGGUCCUGGCUGCAGCCGGCCGGGCGCCUGCAGGGCUUUCCCCGCACCCUCUGCGGGGGAUGGCAGCGCCCCGGCGGGGCGGCGGGGCUGGGAAGCGGAGCCCCGCGGAGACCCCCAGGAGAACGGGGGCGAGGGCCGGCGGGGCGGCUGGGGCCGGGAGCCGAAGCCAGCCGGGCAGAGGUCCUCGUCCUUCUCGCACGUGCGCAGCGCCCCGGCACCCUCGGCUGGGCAUGAGGACGGCGUCCCGGUGGCCGUGCCCCAGCACCGCUCCUCCUCGUUUUCGGCUCCCCUGGCGCAGCCCACUGCGGGGUUUUCAGCCCUUACCGAGCCCUGCGGUCCAAGGGCUGGCGUGGAUGGGCCGGCUGCGGACGGCGGCCAGCUGUGGUACCAGGGCGGCCAGCGGGCCUUUCCAGCCAGCUCCGCUCCCGGCGUGGACUACCAGCAAGCUGGCGCCCACCCCGCCCCUGCCAGCCACUUCGUGGCCCACGGCCACAACCACCGGGCCAACGGCGGCCCCGAGCUGGGCUCCUCGCACCCGGCAGCGGCGCACGGGCCAUUGACUUCUGACGCACCGAAGCCGCCUUUCAAGGAGAGCAUGGGCGGCCUCCAUCCCGACGGUGGGCACCAGGAGGGCUCCGGCGCGGCCAAGGUCAAGCUGCCCUGCCAGACCCUCCUUCCGCAGCAGGAGCCGGGGCCGUCCGCGGCGGAGCUGAAGCUGGAGGCGCUCACCCAGCGCCUGGAGCAGGAGAUGGAUGCGCGGCCCAAGGCCGACUACUUCGGAACCUGCGUGAAGUGCAGCAAAGGGGUGUACGGAGCAAACCAGGCUUGCCAGGCCAUGGGGAACCUCUACCACGACGGCUGCUUCACCUGCGGGGCCUGCAGUCGAAAGCUGAGAGGAAAAGCCUUUUAUUUUGUCAAUGGAAAGGUGUUCUGCGAAGAAGAUUUCCUGUAUUCUGGUUUCCAGCAGUCAGCUGACAGGUGUUUCAUUUGUGGCCAUUUGAUAAUGGACAUGAUCCUGCAGGCUCUAGGGAAAUCAUAUCAUCCAGGUUGCUUCCGAUGUGUGGUCUGCAAUGAGUGUCUGGAUGGUGUGCCGUUUACCGUAGACACUGAAAACAAAAUCUACUGUGUCAGAGAUUACCACAAAGUUUUAGCUCCAAAGUGUGCAGCGUGUGGACUUCCCAUUCUGCCCUCUGAGGGGUCUGAUGAAACCAUUCGGGUUGUGUCCAUGGACAAGGAUUACCACGUGGAAUGUUAUCACUGUGAGGACUGUGGGAUGGAGUUGAACGACGAAGACGGGCAUCGCUGUUACCCUCUAGAUGAACAUUUGCUCUGUCACUCCUGUCACCUGAAACACAUAGAGAAUGGCACAACCCCAGCAGCUGUGUACCAGCAUCACUACUAGCCAGCGUGGCUGAUAUCUGGAAGCCCGGACGGACGGCUUGUUACGUGAUCUCCCUCUCCCCACCCUCAGUUGAUUUCCUGUGCAUGUUUUUCUGCAAUCGGCAGUUUUCCUGUAAAAGGAUAUGAGAGAUUUUUGCUGGAUUCUCAGAGCCUGUAUGCGUGUGAGUUCCAGCUGUAUCAAACUAUGUCUACUUGACCAAGAAUGUGGCAUGUUAUCUAAGCUGACUGGUCUACUCUUACGUGCCUUUUUGUGCUAUCUGGAGAUUCCUUUUGGCUCGUUUUGGAAGGCUCUUCAGAGAAAGCACAACUUGCUGUCAUGCCUAUGAACUCAGAUCGUGCCGUGCACAAUUAAAAAGCCAGAGGCUGGCUUGCCUGCCUCCAGGGAACGUUCCUGGGAAGUGUUUCCUGACAAGCACAUUUCAUCAGAUUCCCUGAAGGACAUCAAAUUAUUAAUACCAGUUUUUAGACACUCUCUCUCUUAGUAAUUCUUUAGGAAAAGAAAAGAACGGAGUCUGCACAAAAUGGCACGCUCAGACCUUCCAGUGAAUUCCCUGAACUCUGGUAUCAAGUCUGGCUGUAAAAGCACCAACUCUCCAAGCACAACCCAGGCGUGCUGGCUAGCAGCUGGAGGUCAACAUCCCAUUUCGAACAGAACAAGAAGCUGGGAACAAGCUGGACCGAAAUACCACAGUGACUUUAGACCUGGGCUGCUGCUUGCUUGUUGCUGCAAUACACAGGGGGCAGUCUGCUGUGUCAGAGCCUGAACAGCAGAUUAUAUUUGGAAAGGUUGGGAUGCUGGAAGUGUAGACACCAGGGAAAUCCAUCUUCGUUCUUGCUUGUAGAGCUCACUGUGGAAAAAAGUUCUCCGUAUACAAACAUUUGCCUGAGGUUUUCACAGUUUGUCCCCACAGCUCAGCCCUAGCCUGGCCACUCCCUUCUGUGGUGUUUACCCAGCACAAAGCCAUUUCAUAAUGGUGCUUAUUUAGAGUUCUGGGAACAAACUCAAGAUUGUUAUGCAGGCUUUGUUAUACAGGGAUUUAGAGCCCAGCUCCACAACCUGUACUCAAAUUCUUCCAGCCACUGGUAUAAACAGAUUUGCUCACAUGAAUAAUACCGGCUUAUCUGAGCAAGGGGCUGGAGAGUUGGGCCCUUAUUUUCUCUUCUGUCGAGCAGGCAGAAAGGCAGAUUGUUUCUCUUUGUGAAUCCCCUCGCUUCAUAGUCAAAGCAGACUGCUCCCCCGAUGUGUGUUGCCUGUGUGACUGGUGUACCUGCAGUGCAUGUUCUGUAGGUACGAGCGCUGAGCAGCCCCUCACGUCCAGGUACAGAGCUUUUGUUUAAGAAAAAGCUUUUCAUUUAGAGUCUCAGAUGCAGUUGGGAGCCUCAGCUGCCCUUGCCAACAAAUACUAUGUAGAAAACUAGUUAAAUCCUCUUGUGUGCAUGCUAGAAAUGUAAAUUCAUUUCUGAUGGAUAGAGGACUGGAUCACAUUGGUGAAGGUCUCUUUAGUGAGCUACAGUAAAUUAGCUGAGCAGUGGCACUGAGACUCCAGAAAUGAGCCCAUCCUGAGAACCCGCAGUGGUUCGACCAUACACCUUUUCCCGUAGCACAAAUGUAGCUAGACGGAUGCUUGAACUUCACACCACGUCGUCAGACGGUGUCAUGCGCUCAGCGGGAGCAGUACCUCUAAAUCUCAGAGCAGUACCUCUGAUUCUGAAAGCAGCCCUUCAGGCCAGAAGGACCAAAUGUGUCAGCUCCCUACAGCCUUAAACUGGGGCUCCAGGUGCUGGGUAGCAAAGGGAUGGGGGCUGGCACAAACCAUUAUAACCAGUGCUGUGUCGGAUGCAAUGAAACACACGAGGGCAGGCUCCCCAGUGCCCCCAUCCCAGCAGGCGACGUCCGUGGGUACGUAUUGCUUGUCGCCUGCAUCACGGCUCGGCCCAGGAGCGGUCCAAGGACGUGACGGUGAUCUUGGGACUGCCUGAAGGUGCUGGGAUGGGAAGUAACGCCAGCUGAACGUUCCUGGUGAAUGAUUCAGGUAGUCCUUGGCAGGCGGUUCCCCUCACUGAGCUCGAUGUGCUGCACUGUCUCCGAGAGACCAGCGACUGCGUGGCUAACGCUCUUCGGUUUUGGAGCAUCUGCUGAUGCACAUUUUCUGGCCUUCCUUUUGAGAAGAUCUGAAAACACUAGCGGGACUGAUUCUUUUCUCUUUAAGCAGCGGUUCAAACUGCUGUUUCACUCUUGCAGCCUUCCCCAUACCCCUAAAAUUAGCGGGAAAUAAGGGGAGGGGGAGAUAAGAACAUUUUCCUUUGUGGAAAGCCUCAACCAGCCAGUUUGCUCCGAGCUACCUUGCAGGAGCCUCCUCUGAAGCAGUGGAAAGUUCGGCCUCUGCUUUCACACAGUGUCUUGUUACUCCUGUCAGCCACCCUGUACUCCUCAGCACCGGGGAAACGAAAGCUGUCCUACUUUCAAUUUUGAGGUCCUGUAUAAAUUAUUAAGUGUGAAUGCUCUCCUUUUGUGUAUUUACCAAGAGCUGGAAAUGACAAUGUGAAGUUGUUGAAAAUCGAGUGUCUGAGUUGAUGGUUUGGAAGCUAAAGCAUAUACCGCACUGCCUUGCUCA